AUGCUGGUCAUAUGUCCGCACCAUGGCAUUCCAGAUUUGAUGUUGGGACAACGUUUCUACAUAGGAUUGUCAGACAGCGUGAAGAACAUUGUUGAUGCUUCAGCGGGUGGAGCAUUCUUGAGUAAAACAUGGAGAGAAGGUCAAGGUCUGCUUGACAAGAUGGCGCAGAAUUCAGGAUGGAUAACCAGAAAUGCACCUAUCACUCCAGGGGUGCACUCAGUGCCUUUAGAUCCAUCCAAUUCAAUGGUUGAAAAUAUGGCCACUUUAUUGACACAAAUGAGCAUACUCACCAAAAGGGUGGAAGAGUCAGGGCAAAAAUACCAGGUACAUAUUGUAGAUACUACUAAUGGGGGCUUGUGCACAUCUUGCAUUUGUCAGCCAAUUGGGUGGUUAGAAUUAGAGUCAGCAAAAUCAGCAAUACAGGCCAACCCAAUCACAGUUCAACAGUGGAAACAUCGGAGGUAUGAAACCCCCCACAAUAUAGCACCUUACCCAAGGCCACAGGGAUACAGUAAUCAGAAUCAACAGCAGGGGUAUCACCCUCCUCAGCAGCAGUACAAUGGAAGGCAGGAAGAUGGGUUUGCUAGACUUGAAGCAAUGAUGCAACAUGUCAUUGGGUCUAAUGCAAAGAUUACUGAGAGAGUAUAUGCACAUGACUCGGCGAUCAAGAAUAUUGAAAUGCAAAUGGGCCAAAUUUUGAUGUCUCUAAACAAUCGCCCUCAUGGAACACUACCCGCAGAUACCAAGGUAAAUCCAAAAGAUCAAGUCGCGAAACAGUUGAUGGCAGUGAGCUUACGUAAUGACAGAGAUUUGGAUGUGGAGCAAGAAAGGGCUCGAGAAGUCAGGGAAGCUGAGACACUUAUAUCAGUGCCCAUAGAGUUGGAUGAAUCAACGAAACUAACAGAAGUGACAGUCCAGCCUGCCCAGGAAGAAGGUAGCAUUCAAAUUGAGAUCGAGAAAGAAGCUGAAAUAGCACAGGAACCAGUGGUUGUUGUAGCGGCUGAGAAAGAUCGAUCCCAAAUGAUUGGGAAGAAGAGACCUCCUACACCCUUCCCUCAAAGGCUAGCUAAGUACCAAAAAGAGGAGCAAUACAAGAUGUUCUUGGAAAUGCUAAAACAAAUCCAGACCUGUAGUGCAGUGGUGACUAGACCAAUUGCAGAAAAGCUAUCUGACCCAGGGAGCUUUACAAUCCCAUGCACUAUUGGUGAUUUUGCCUUUGCUAAAACACUGUGUGAUCUAGGGGCCAACAUUAAUCUUAUGCUCCUGGUAGGGAAAUUUGUGUUCCCUGCAGAAUUUGUAAUAUUAGAUUGA
Molecule: messenger RNA, 1311 nt
Organism: Nicotiana tabacum (common tobacco)
Lineage: Eukaryota; Viridiplantae; Streptophyta; Magnoliopsida; Solanales; Solanaceae
Source: RefSeq, a predicted model, not a curated record